AUGGGGGAGCGUUCGCAGAGAUUGCGGAAAUCGAAAUUUCCUUUUCACGCGAUAUCUAUUUUCCUGUUGACCGUACAAUAUGCUUCGUCCGUCGUUUUACUCCAUUAUUCGAGAAUUAUGCCCGCCGUGGGUGGAAAACGCUAUGUGACCUCGACUGCCGUCUUCCUGACAGAAGCUAUUAAACUAGCCAUCUCCUUGACGGUGGCGCUGUACGAGGUUUCCAAAAAAGUCCCUCCCUCGAUGCCGGCUACAUCGCUCUUCUUUUCUCUGAUAAACUCCAUCUUCUCGGGCGACAGCUGGAAGCUCGCUCUCCCCGCCGUCCUGUUCACCCUCGCAAACUCCCUUCAAUACAUCGCGCUGUCAAACACGGACCCGGCCACGUUUCAAAUCACCUACCAAAUCAAGAUGCUCGUUGCGGCUGUUUUUGCCAUUUUGCUGCUUCGCCGGAGUAUUCCAGUGCGCAAUUGGGGACUGUUCUUGUUCCUCAUCAUCGGCGUGGCCCUGCUCCAGUUACCCGGUCAGGAAUCAGACGAACUUGUCGCCCACGACGACUAUCUGCAUUUCCCUCGGUCACUGGAAGAAUGGAAACAACGGGCACGAGCACCUGCGGCAAACCUGCAGAAGCGAUCUGCUAGCUACGAAGGUAUUGAAGAAGAUAUGCUGCUCGAGCACCCGCCCUUGAACCGACGCAUUGGUUUACUUACAACCCUGUUUGCUUCUGUUGCCUCGGCUCUUGCGACGACAUAUCUUGAGAGAGCGUUUAAAGACAGCGCUUCGCCAAAGUCGGUGUGGAUGCGGAAUGUUCAGUUGGCUCUCUAUUCCGUCUUUCCGGCUCUGUUUGUCGGCGUCGUAUUCCUCGAUGGCGAGACGAUUGCAACCCAGGGCUUUUUCGGAGGUUACAACUGGGUCGUCUGGGCGGUCAUUGCGACCCAGACUAUCGGCGGCAUUGGCGCUGGUUUCACUAUCGCAUACACGGACAAGACUGCAAAAACCUGGGCAACCGGCUUCAGCAUCGUUUUGAGCAUGAUUACCAGUCUGUCUGUGUUUGACCUACAAUUAUCGGCUAAUUUCUCCAUCGGUGCGGCCAUUGUCUUGGUUGCAACUUUUCUCUACGGCAGCCAGCCCUCCAGCAUCCCCGUCAAAAUGCGCCCUCCGCCCAUUCGCAUUGAAAGUUACGAAAAGGGCGAAGAUGGCUCGGGGGUUGUGUCGCCUCCCAACGAUUUCUCUAUCAAACUUCCUACCACCCCGUUGCUGUCUGUUGCCGGGCUGUCAUCGUCCAGGCCAACGUCGCCGAGUCAUUCACGAGUCAAGUCCAACCAGAAUGUCCCCGGCGGUGGAUAUUUCCCUAAGCUUGAAGAGUAA
This is a messenger RNA of Talaromyces rugulosus, 1362 nucleotides long. RefSeq lists its product as uncharacterized. The record is from RefSeq and is a predicted model, not a curated record. NCBI's taxonomy places the organism in Eukaryota, Fungi, Ascomycota, Eurotiomycetes, Eurotiales, Trichocomaceae. The transcript is spliced from 4 exons. Bases 1 to 1362 code for a protein of 453 amino acids. Gene Ontology annotation, biological process: pyrimidine nucleotide-sugar transmembrane transport. Gene Ontology annotation, cellular component: Golgi membrane. Gene Ontology annotation, molecular function: UDP-galactose transmembrane transporter activity.